AUGUCUGUGCAAUUAACGCCAUCGAAGAGGCAGAAUGAAACUGAGGCAAUCGGUACAGGAAAAUUGCAUAAAAAUGGGAAUUCUAGCUCACCAAAUUCCCAGGUUAAUGGAAAUAUAUUGCGGGUAUUUUGCCCGGGAACGAAGGUAGAUAGUGUUAUUGGAAAAGAUUGCAGCAUUAUAUCACAAAUAAGUCAAGAAACGGGUGUUAGAAUUCAGGUGGAAGAACCUGUUCCUGGGAGUGAUGACAGAGUGAUUACUCUAAUUCGCCCAGAUAAAGAUGACGGGAGGGUUGAUGAACAGUCUAACAAGGAAGGGAAUGAUGAAAAUAAGGAGACCGGGACCAGAAAGAAUGACGGGGAUCAGAAUGAUCAUAAUGAAGACAAACCGGAAGCUGGUCCAGUUGAUAUAGUUUCAGCAGUAGUAGGGAAGGAUGCAAUAUCAGCAAUGCAGAAAGCUUUAAUUCUUGUAUUUGAAAGAAUGUUUGAUGGUAACCAGGAAAAAGAUGGAGGAGGAGGUGAAUUAGAGGGUGAUAAAGUUUCAACUUUUGCUGUGAGGUUACUCGUGUUUUCUGGUCAAAUAGGUUCCUUGUUGGGGAAACAAGGUAGCAUAAUUAAGCGAAUGGCUUCGGAAAGUGGAGCCCAGAUACGAGUUCUUCCCAGGGAUAAACUGCCUCCUUCUGUAUCUUCUUCCGAUGAGUUUGUUCAGAUUUCUGGAGUGCCUGAUGCUGUUAGAAAAGCACUUAGUUCUGUGUGUCAGCAAUUACUUGAGAAUCCACGCUCUUUCCCUGGCGAUCCAAGUGGACCAUCACCUAAUUCAUUUGGCCGUUCUGCAAGACCAGAUGGUAUUGCCCAGCCAAACCAUACUUUCCAUGGACUAAGGCCGCCUUAUUCAGCUGGAUUUCGUGACGGUGAAGCUGGUUUUCCUGAUUUCGUCUAUCCUCCCCAGGAUGUGUUAACCUACCGGUUAUGGUGCUCGCAUGACAAGAUAGGAGGUGUCAUUGGAAAAGGGGGAUUCGUUGUUAGGGCAAUCCAAAAUGAAACUGGCUGCGAAAUCAAAGUUCUUGAUUAUGCUGCUGACUCAGAGGAUCGCAUAAUUCUUAUAUCUGGUCCUGCGCACCCAGAUGAAAGGAUUUCUGCACCUCAGGAUGCUGUCCUGCGGGUACAGUCCAGAAUAUUUAGGGCAUCACCUGAAAGUCAAGAUAAAAAUUUAACUGCUAAACUUCUUGUCCCCACAAAUCAAAUUGGCUGUCUUCUAGGCAAGGGUGGUUCUAUCAUCACUGAAAUGAGGAAGGCAACUGGAGCUUAUAUUCGUAUAUUGGGAAAGGAUCAAAACCCCCAAGGUGCUUUGGAAAAUGAUGAACUGGUUCAGAUAAAUGGAGAAUCUGAAACAAUUCAAGAGGCUCUUCUGCAGAUAACGUCAAGGUUACGAGAACAUUUCUUCCGAGAUGCAUUUCCUUCCAUGAACUACCCUUCAAAUCCUGCCUUUCCUGACCAAGUACCACCAUAUCCACCUUUCAUGGGAAGGAGAGAGCAUUCACCUUCAGGAAUGUAUCGUGAUCUGGGCCCACCAUUUCAUAAGUUUGAUUCUGUUGGAGGCCCGCCCCCAGGUGGUUUCCAUCCACUUGAUGAGCGCCCGCCGUUCAUGCAAAAUUUCCACAGACCUGGGUUCCCACCUCAUAUGCCUGAAAGAUUUCCAUCUUCGGCUCCAUGGGGUCCGCAGGGGCCUCUUGAAGUUGGUGGCCCAAUGGGUCCACCUGAUUUUCCUGGGGGUCCUCCUAGAGGAAUCGGUGGAUUUGGAGGAGUAAAUCAUGGAGCUAUUAUUACAAACACCACUGUGGAAGUUGUGGUUCCACGUUCUGUUGUUCCUGCUAUAUAUGGUGAGGGUGGCGGAUGCUUAAGACAAAUCCGUGAGAUUUCCGAUGCCAAAAUUACCAUCACUGAUACGAAACCUGGAGUUCAAGAAACUGUAAUCAUAAUCUCUGGAACCCCUGAGCAGACCAAUGCAGCUCAAAGUCUUAUUCAAGCAUUUGUGAUCAGCGAAACCGAAGCAAACUAA
This is a messenger RNA of Oldenlandia corymbosa var. corymbosa, 2055 nucleotides long. NCBI's taxonomy places the organism in Eukaryota, Viridiplantae, Streptophyta, Magnoliopsida, Gentianales, Rubiaceae. The record is from the annotation of a GenBank genome assembly.